This is a messenger RNA of Sus scrofa (pig), 2316 nucleotides long. It is a transcript of the gene GSX2, whose product is annotated as GS homeobox 2. NCBI's taxonomy places the organism in Eukaryota, Metazoa, Chordata, Mammalia, Artiodactyla, Suidae. The record is from RefSeq and is a predicted model, not a curated record. Gene Ontology annotation, biological process: regulation of DNA-templated transcription. Gene Ontology annotation, cellular component: nucleus. Gene Ontology annotation, molecular function: DNA-binding transcription factor activity, RNA polymerase II-specific; sequence-specific double-stranded DNA binding.
UACAACUCAAUUACACUUCUCUAGCAGGCAAGAGAGACGAUGGUCACAGAGAUGGAAAGGGGAAAGGAGAGGACAGAGUGAGAGCCGUGCCUCUGCGAAGCUGAUGCUCCCCUAGGAUUUGGGCCCUUGGUUCUCCCAGGUGGCGAGAGACCGUCCCCAAGUUUCUUAGCACCACUGUGAUCUCAGGCCUGAAGGCAGCUAUUUGGGGGAAAGGACUGAACUUGUAUGUGCUGCUUUGCCCUCCCUACUCCAGCCAGAUGUCACUAGGGCAGCCUUGCCAUCCCUGAAAGAUCAACAACGCCUAUCUGGGCAGUCACCUUCUCCCAUAUAGCCACUGAUACACCCAUCCUCCACUGGACCCUAUACCACUCAGAGGCUUCCUCUAUCAAGCCAUUGCUCCCAUCCUGAGGUAGGAUUCAUUGACUGGCUCAAUUCCCUUCAGCCGUUUUGGGCUUUAAAAGGGGUGCAUAGGGGAGAGUGCUCCCUGGUUAGCCUGAUAGCUACUUGAGAUCUGUAAACUGCAAAAGGGCAGAAGUUGGGAAAACCCAAAGUGAAGGCUUCCCUCAGCCCAUGCCCAGGCUCCAGAAGGGCUGGGGUUUGGUCCUCUCUCCAAAGUCCUUGUGAUGGAGUUUGUUAUGGUUGGCCUGGAAAUGCAGCUGUGGACCCACUUGGAGAAAGAAAAGAGUGGCCUUUCAGUGUCUCUCUUGCCCAGACUCCGACACCUCCGCGUCCCCAAGGGCUUGACCGCCUGCGUCCGCGCCGCGCCCGGGGCAGAGGCUCAGGACAGGAGAGGGGAGGGGGCGCCACGGCCGACCAGGCCCUCCAGCCACGAACCCCUCCCGACAUGUCGCGCUCCUUCUAUGUCGACUCGCUCAUCAUCAAGGACUCCUCACGGCCCGCGCCCUCGCUUCCUGAGCCGCACCCCGGGCCAGAUUUUUUCAUCCCGCUGGGCAUGCCAUCCCCGUUGGUGAUGUCCGUGUCUGGGCCCGGCUGCCAGUCCCGCAAGAGCGGCGCGUUCUGCGUUUGCCCGCUCUGCGUCACUUCGCACCUGCACUCCUCUCGGGGACCCGCGGGCUCCGGAGGCGGGGGCGCAGGGACCGGGAGUGCAGGGACCGGGGGUGGCGGGGCGGCGGGAGCCGCUGGGGCCCUGCCCCUGCUCAAGAGUCAGUUUUCUUCGAGUCCUGGGGACGCACAGUUUUGCCCGCGCGUGAGCCACGCGCACCAUCACCACCAUCCGCCGCAGCACCACCAUCACCACCACCAGCCCCAGCAGCCCGGCUCGGCUGCCGCCGCGGCGGCAGCGGCGGCGGCGGCGGCGGCAGCGGCGGCCUUGGGGCACCCGCAGCACCACGCACCUGUCUGUACCGCCACUACCUACAACGUGGCGGACCCGCGGAGAUUCCACUGCCUCACUAUGGGGGGCUCGGACGCCAACCAGGUACCCAAUGGCAAGAGGAUGAGGACCGCAUUCACUAGCACGCAGCUCCUGGAGCUCGAGCGGGAAUUCUCUUCCAACAUGUACCUGUCUAGACUCCGGAGGAUCGAAAUCGCCACGUACCUGAACCUGUCGGAGAAGCAGGUGAAAAUCUGGUUUCAGAACCGCCGGGUGAAGCAUAAGAAGGAAGGGAAGGGCACGCAGAGGAACAGUCACGCGGGCUGCAAGUGCGUCGGCAGCCAGGCGCACUACGCGCGCUCGGAGGAUGAGGACUCCUUGUCGCCGGCCUCGGCCAACGAUGACAAGGAGAUUUCCCCGUUAUAAGGGAGGGCGCUUUCGCCACACGCCCGCAGCAGCCCUCACAAUGCCUACAAGGCAGGCACCCAGGAGCCCAAAUCCUCGCCCUUCCGCUGGUCUCACCUGGGGAAGGUGGAGCCAAGCGUUCCCCGGGGGUGUAAGUGCCGGGACUGACCCUUCACGUUUUCUCCUUCGCCUGUUUGUUUGGGGCUCCACUCGCAGUUAUAGGUCUUUUUUAAAAAAAAUGUAAAUAAUCUAGAUUCAACUCAGUCUUAUGUAACAGAAAAAACCCGGACUGGUUUAAGUUUAAAACUAUAUGUGGGUUUUUGAAAACGCAUAUUAUUUUCCUUUCCCUGUCUUUCAGAACGUGGUGAGAACACGAGGUUUCGUGAUAAUUUUUUGUUUUUGUUGUUUUCAUGAAAGUAUUGAACUGCAAAUAACGUAGAAAAUUAAACCCUGUAGGUCUUGCUUCCUGAAAACUUGCUUGGGGAGAGUUUAAAAUCCAAGUUGCUGGAAGUCUCCUUGUGAAUAGUUUUAUAUAAAAUUUAUAUUUAUAUUUAUUUAAAUAAAUGGCACAAAAUCAA